CUGUUUGCCAGCCACACUAAGCUGAAAGGACUAUAACCACUGUCACAAUGUGCAAAGGACUAGCUGUGCUGCCUGCCACAUACUUUGAAAGAGUGAAAGAACUUAAGGCUCGCAUUAGGAGCCUUCUCAAGAGGCAAGACUGGAGUCGUCCCUGCUUGUCCUAUAAAGGAGGAAAACCCAGACCUACCUUGGAGGAAUGUUUGCAGUGGAAACAAUCUUUUGAAAAGCUUCUGUCGAGCAAACAUGGAUUGUAUGUCUUCAGGGCCUUCUUGACUUCAGAGUUCAGUGAGGAGAACAUCGCCUUUUACCUCGCCUGUGAAGACUUCAAAAAGACCAAAUUAGUAGCCAGGCUACCAUCCAAAGCAGAGAGAAUAUACAAUGAGUUCAUUGGGACUGAAGCACCCAGAGAGGUUAAUAUUGACCAUGAGACCCAGGAGAUCACCAAAGCCAACUUGCUUCACCCCACAACAUCCUGCUUUGAUAUGGCGCAGUACCGGAUCUAUAUCCUGAUGGAGAAAGACUGCUAUCCACGGUUCCUGCGGUCAUCCGUAUACCGAGACCUCGUCAACCAGCACACACUCAACAAGCAGCGUCCGAUGUGCCAGAAAAAGGCUUGAACCAAGCAGGUGACCACAAUCAUCAUUUCUAAUCACAAGAGAAAAAGAGGUCAGCAGAGUCCAACAGAGAAGAAGUGUGGACACAAGGAUGGUAGAGGAUCACUGGUCGUCGUAAGGAUGGUGGUUUUACGAGGACAGUUGGAGGUUCGAGGACAAUGGCUGACCAAAGAUGGGACAGGUGGAGAUAGACAGCACCUGCAUGCCUGGGGAAGAGCGGCCGAGACAGGAAGUAGUGGUGAUGGAGCAGAGUCGAAGACUGCUGCCUCCUACAUGCACAAACAGAGUGAAUGUUCUGAAACAGGAAAAGCACUUAUGCAACCAGAGAAGCUGCUAAGCUGACUAAAAUGGAGGACUCUGAAAGAUGGAGGCUUGAAGCACUCCAUAUAGACUAGAGUACACAUAUACAUAACUUUGAUUUUUUUUAUAGAAUUGUAUUUAUUUAUUUAUUAAUGUAUUUAUAAAGUCAUGGAAAAAAGCUCAUUGAACGUGGAUUGAAAAUGUCUUUGAAGAUAGGAAAAGAUGUCCAAUACUUUUUCAUCUCUCUUUCUAAUGGAAAACAGAAUAAAAUAUUUAAAUUGUAAA
Messenger RNA from Alosa sapidissima (American shad), 1199 nucleotides. RefSeq names its product regulator of G protein signaling 16 (gene rgs16). Bases 48 to 617 code for a protein of 189 amino acids. The transcript has 5 exons. The record is from RefSeq and is a predicted model, not a curated record. NCBI's taxonomy places the organism in Eukaryota, Metazoa, Chordata, Actinopteri, Clupeiformes, Clupeidae.